GAUCGGUUGAAGAUUUGAAAUACAGAACAACAACAGACUGUUUGGUUGUAACAGUUACAGGAUUUUAGAGGCAAAUAUUUAAUAAAUAUUUUUGCAAGUUGACGUUCCACAAUGGUCUGCGACUGAAACUGAGAGACACUAACGGCAGCAGAUUAAAAGUCACUUGAGCUUUCUGCUGAGCAAAGAAGACACGAACAACAGCAAAGACGAACACCUCAAGUGAAGACAAAGAGAAAAUAGCAAUGUUCAAAACCAUCACACGGCUGUUUUUUGGAGGAGAGGAGGAGACCCCUGAAGAUGUCAAGUCUGGAGAAGUGGUGGAAGAAGGGUGGCUUGUUGUGAGUCAUCAAGAGGCAGGUUCAGCAGAGAACCAGGGUGCAGAGCUGAAUGACACCCAGCCAUCACACUCUGCUCCUCAUGGAGACACAGCUACAAACAUGAAGACUGACAACAGUGUGUUAGAUGUGGAGCCCAUAGUUCAAAGCAGCAGCAGCGAUAGUCAGGCCAUCACAGGCUCUGUUCCUCUGCCGAAAGCUUUGGUAGAAGUGACACAGUUAACCUGCAUCCAGAAGGCUAAGGCCCGGGCGGACCCACACCACAUGUCUCGUAACGCCAUUCAGCGCCAGAACCGCGUUCGCCAAGGAAUCCAGCAUCACUCCUUCCACCUCCAACAGCCAGGACACCGCAACCUCAGCCACUGAGGCCCUGAUUGUACAACUAGGAAAACACACAUCAUACUUAUUAAACACACACAUACACACGUUUUACUCUUGUGCAUAUUUAAGCUAUACAUCAGACCUUGAUGUAACCCGUGAUAACAACACUACACCAGGCAGCUACAUUAUAACUCGUACUGUAUUUUAUUUGGAAUGAAGAUGUUCACCUCAUGAAAUGAGAUGUUUUCUUGUUUGUGUGCAUGAGUGCAGCCUAUGCACAAUGUAUCCUCAAACAUUUUAGACAAAGUACUGUAACUUGUGUAUCAACAUGCAUUUAUUUACUUGUAUGUAACUGGUUUAAAACCUUUUUAUACAGCAAUAAAAAUGAUGACUUUGCAGCUA
Molecule: messenger RNA, 1058 nt
Organism: Centropristis striata (black sea bass)
Lineage: Eukaryota; Metazoa; Chordata; Actinopteri; Perciformes; Serranidae
Gene: tp53inp2a
Product: tumor protein p53 inducible nuclear protein 2
Exons: 4
Coding region: 243-701 (152 amino acids)
Source: RefSeq, a predicted model, not a curated record